This is a messenger RNA of Drosophila teissieri, 4038 nucleotides long. It is a transcript of the gene Spred, whose product is annotated as sprouty-related, EVH1 domain-containing protein 1. Bases 497 to 1777 code for a protein of 426 amino acids. Gene Ontology annotation, cellular component: membrane. Gene Ontology annotation, biological process: multicellular organism development; negative regulation of MAPK cascade. NCBI's taxonomy places the organism in Eukaryota, Metazoa, Arthropoda, Insecta, Diptera, Drosophilidae. The record is from RefSeq and is a predicted model, not a curated record. Gene Ontology annotation, molecular function: protein kinase binding. The transcript has 6 exons.
CCACGGUCACACUGUCUCCUAAUUUUUUCGCCGUCGCCGUCGUUUGUUUUUGGAAAUGUCAAUUGUUGUGAAAAUAUCUGCUUAAUUGUUAAAAACGCCCAAUCGGAAAAAGCACAAAUAUUCGCAAAAAAAUUUGCGCACAAGCAGCACAAUGAAUGAAUAAAACCCCCCAACUCUUUGCAAAGCCCCGCCCCCCAAAAUUGUGCCAAAAAGCAAGGAAAGCAGAGAUAAGAAAAGAAGAAGAGUACUGGAGAUCAGCGAGAUAUUGCAAGUCGGAUAACAACAGCAAAAACAACAACGUGGGAUUGGAUCGCCUCAGAAUUGCAACUAUCUUCUGGUGUUGUUGUUGUCGCCCGAUUACACUUCUUUCGUUGGAAACGUUUGUGCAGCAGCAGCUCUGAAUGUCUUUAUGCUUUAAUCAUGGUGUAUUUCGCCACCAACAACAACAACACCGACACUACACGCUGCUAUAUUAGAAUCUUUCUGAUAACGAACCAUGACAGAAGGACAUGAAAGCGACUUCUUAGUAACAGUACGCGCACAGGUAAUGACCAGAGACGAGAGCACCGAGGGCUGGCUUCCGCUGGCCGGGGGUGGCCUGGCCAAUGUUUCGAUCCGGAAGCGGGCUAGGCUAUCCCCAUUGGCAUCGGGUCAUGACUACAUCAUCUACGGGCAGAGGAUAUCCGAUCAGAGCGUCAUCUUGAGCUGUGUGAUCAAUCGUGAUCUGAAGUAUUACAAAGUAAUGCCCACAUUUCAUCAUUGGCGCGCAGGGAAGCAGCGUAAUGGACUCACAUUUCAAACGGCCGCCGAUGCGCGAGCCUUUGACAAGGGCGUCCUGCGCGCCUACAACGAGCUGAUCGAUGGACUGGCCAAAUCGAAUCCAACGAUAAUAUGCCCACCGCUAACCAAAUAUGAUUCGGUUGGCGAAGAUGAUGUAUUCAUGACCCUGGACUUACCUGUGGAAAGCGAGAGUUUACAAAAGAUCCAUUCAAGCCCCGAGGGCAGCGAGAAAAGUCACAAGAGCGUCAGCAACAACUCUGACUCAGAGAAGCUGCCUCCGCCGCCCAUUCACUACAUAUCCACGGACAAAACAUCGGCCACCACGUCGCCGCCAGACGCACCGCCCGCUUCUGCUGCUCCAUCGCCGGCGACCGCCGGCCAGAUUGCGGCCAGUGAGAACUACUCGUACGUGACGCUGACGGCGGUGCACCACGACUACAACUAUCCAGUGGUGGACCAGCCUGUGGGGGCGCAGGUGCUCAAUGCUCGGAGGGAGUCGAUCAGUGCACUAAAGAAGCGCAACGCUCUGGAGGCGGCGCAGGCGAUGGCGGCGGCUCAGACGGCGGCGGGUGGAGGACUGGCCUGUCGCGACGGGGGAUCGGGAAAGCCGCUGCACAAGCCAAACGUAUCCGACAUCCUGAAGAAGGAGACGCGCCUGCGAUGCCGCUACUGUCACGAGCUGUACAGCGAGGACUUCAAUCGACGGGGCGCCUGCGAAUAUGCCCCGGAUCCCUUUCGCAGCGGCUACGAGUGCAUCUCCGGGAUGGGCUGUGCCCGUUGCAUGAUCUACCACUGCAUGAGCGACGCCGAGGGCGAGACGGCCCAGCAUCCGUGCGACUGCAGCGCCAGUGAGGCCGGUUGCAGCAAGCGCUGGUUGGGCCUGGCGAUCCUCUCGUUGUUCGUGCCCUGCCUGUGGUGCUAUCCGCCGCUCCGCGCCUGCCACUUGGCCGGCAUCCACUGCGGCCUCUGCGGCGGGCAGCACAAGCCGCAUGUCUGACAUUUGGAGGCCCGCUUGCAAGGACAGCACGAUGAUGACCCCAGGCCCAGAAGCGAAUUCCACUACCACCACUCCGAGCAGAGCAUAAUGAACAGCGCCAAGCGUCCGUGGGGCGCCAAGCAAAAGCAGUCGCAGCAAUCGCAGUCCCAAUCGCAGCGUCAUUUUUACAACUGGGAGCUGUCGCACAGCUUGGGUGCUCCCCAGCAUCAGACUCCUCCGUAUUUAAUGCAAUCAACUGACAGGAAGGCACCUCAGAACGAUUACGGACGCUUGCUAUUCUAGGCUUUAUCCAUGAUGACAGCCUGAGGACCCAUUUCGGCAAACUAAUUACCAAGAAGUACUGAAUAUUUCACCAGAUCUAAGAAAUCUUAAAGAUAUCUGAAAGUGGACAAGGAAAUGUUAUUCCGAUAAAUAGCAAGAAAACAAUGUUUUCAUACUGUUGAGAUGAAAUCGCGUAGAUGAAAAGCACAGCUUUUUAAAAUCAGGUGAAAGAAGAAAGUGUAGAAACCAAUUCAGCUUGGAAAUCAGUUCGCCGAAAUGGGUCUGUGGUUCGAUUUUAGUAUCAUUUCGGUAUACUCCAUUUAAAUUGCCAUAAUUAAUUGUAUAUACAAAAGAGCAGGAAGGAUUAUGUAUCUAAUUUUAAUAUACUUUAAAAAUUGUGACUUAUGUUUAGUGCUCUCGCUUAAUUAUAGUUUUGUAAAAACGGGCUAUUUGUUUUUAUUCGUAACUGAAACACUUUUUUUAAAAAUCAAAAUAUUAUACAAUGAUUGUUUUAGUUUUAGUUGUUUAGGGUUUUUUGCUAUUUUACACUUGCUUGUUUACAAUUCGAAAUUGGAGAACAGUAUUAAAAAGGCCGAGGCAAAGGCGAAACGAGAACUAAAUAUAUUUAAAUGCGAUUUUCUCUGCGCGAUUCCAAUUUGUUAAUCAAUGUCACGCGCUCAAAACUCACACGAAAAGUUCAAACAAACGGCAACCUGAUGCGCAAAUGAAUAAAUAAAUCGACACACGCAACUAGGCAGAAGAAUUAGGUGACGACACAGCUGUCAAGCCGUUCUUCUCUGAACCUGAAGAAGAAUUACAAAUUGUAUUCGACUCCUCUAGCAAAAGAGUCCGCGGCAAUGCUCAAGUUUUGUGCGUUCGCUAUGCUCGGCAAUUGUUACUUAAGCGAGAUUUAGUUCAAAACUAUGUACCCAUUUGGUUGCCUUAUAAAAAGGAUGUUUUUGUCUCUUCUUAGGGCUCAUGAAGAUUCAAAAUAUUCCUUUUGUCACGAACUCAAAACAUUUGUUUUCCAAAUCUUUUGUUCAGCGUAGAAAUAGAAUGCGAAAUGAGAAACCAAUUAGAAUUAGAGGGCCGUUGGACAAACAAAGAACGCAGCAUUGCUCGAUUGGAUAUCUUUUGCAACUAAAUAAUUCUAGAAUGCGAAGCAAUUUGUAAUUUUGAUUAAAAUGCUAAACACUUUGGGCGGUUUAUAAAAUGGCCGAAAGAAGAGGCAUUAGAGCAAAGGGGUAAAAAAACAAAACAAUUUAAGUGUUUUCAAAAAGUCAACAAACUCAUAUAUGCAGCUAUAUAUAUAUAUAAAAAUAAUAAAAAACAUUAAUUUAUUUCUUACUAUAUAAUUAUUGUUGUACUAAGUCAGUGAGAAAACCCAUGAAAGAAAGAAAUUCACACGAAAACUAAAACAAAAUGCAUAUUUAUUAAAAAUAAGCAAAGGUUGUGCAAAAAAACACAUUAAAAAGCAACAUUAUUAUUGUAAAAAUUAACUAAAUACGGCAAUUGUUAUUAAAUGUGCAAAAUUCAGCAAACACAUUGAUACAAACCUCAGAAAACACAAGCCAAGAUCUGAAAACGGACAUCAAUGGAAGGGAAAGGAAAUUUUUGAAUUGAAAAAUAAGGCAAGAUGAACCGAGAACGGAUCAAACGGAAACAAAACACUCAACAACAAGAAGUACAAAAUGUUAAAUAUGUAUCUAUAAUUUACACUUACGUUUUAUAUUACUCUCUAAUUUACACGCUUACUCAACGGAAAAUAGCUAACUAUUAUUACAAUCACAAUCGUCCUCGAACACACAAUAAAACUAGAUCAAAAGGCGGAAUUAUUACUUUAGCUAAAAUAAAGGUCACCUUUUGCAAUUAUUUUUGUUCUCUCCUUUAUUGUUUCACAUCGAAAUCAGCAAAAUGGUUAAAAUAGCCACAUAUACUCAUAUUAAAUUGAAAAGAAAAGUGUCAUUGCAGAAAGAUAAAGAAAAUAGUAAUAUACAUAA